This is a messenger RNA of Myxocyprinus asiaticus (Chinese sucker), 3264 nucleotides long. Its product is annotated as SH2 domain-containing protein 4B-like. The record is from RefSeq and is a predicted model, not a curated record. Gene Ontology annotation, cellular component: cytoplasm. NCBI's taxonomy places the organism in Eukaryota, Metazoa, Chordata, Actinopteri, Cypriniformes, Catostomidae. Bases 193 to 1575 code for a protein of 460 amino acids. The transcript is spliced from 9 exons.
CUGUGGGACACUUCCGACCUUCAGUGAUGGAACAUAACACUGGGCAACUGUCUUCACCAGCAAUUACCUGGCUGGGUUCUACUCUUCAAUGACACAGCAAGAACCUCCAUGCUGGCAAGACACAGAGGGAUCUGAAGCAGCCGGAGAAGUUCUCCCAGUGUGCUCCUGGUGAGGUGAUUCUGGCAGUCCAGAAUGAUGCAACAGAUUUUGAGAGACAUGUUUGUAGAUCCGGAGCUUCUGGCUGAACUGAACGAGGAGCAGAAACAAAUUCUCUUCUACAAAAUACGUCAAGAGCAGGUGCGACGCUGGACAGAGUGUGAGAGCCAAGGAGGAGCCUGGGAAAGGAACCUCCUGACCAAGAAAAAAGAUGAAAACACAAAGAGUGUUCAGUGGCUAAAGGGGAUUGAUGGUGAAGUGUGGGUCUGGGUGAUGGGAGAGGCCACUGGAGACCGACCAUAUGAGCUGAUUGUCAAGGAGUUGAUGGAGGAGAGCGCCAGGAGACAGGCUCAGCUAGAAGCCCAAGAGCUCUGGCGGAAAAAAGAAGAAGAGAUAAAGCAAAAGUUCAGAAAUGCCAUCACAAAGGAAAAAGCACGCUUAGUCACAGGAAAGUGGAAGGAAGACGCUGAGGACAGGAAGGCAGCCAAACAAGAAGAGGAACGCCUACGGGAGAAACUGAAGAAACAAGAGGAAGAGGAGAAGCAUAGGGAAGAAGUGGAGAUACGCCAUGCAGAGGAACAAAGAGCCAAGGAGCUGUACAUGUCCCUUGAGCUGGAACAGAAAAAAAGUGAACAAUGUGACAAAGAGUGGGAGGAACAAUUGCACCGCUCCAAAGCAGCUGAUGAGGAGAUGACUAGGAAGGCUCGUUGGGCCAGAGAUGAGUAUAAGCGUCAGUCACUACGAGCCAUCGAGAAAGGUCAUGUGGCUGGCAUCAGCGGCCACUUCCAGAAACAGACCCACAUGAAUAAAGCCAACCCCCACCGGAGACAAAGCACUUUCAUUGAACCAUCUGCAAGUCCAGUCUCCAGCAAUGAAGUCCAACCCAGGCCCAGCCUUCAGCGUGCAGAACCACCCCUGUAUCGGCGCAGACAAAGCCGCAGACAUAGUACAACAUCAACACAACCACUAAUGGAUAGCCCUUCAUGGGUGCGAGCACCACGACCCUGUUCAAGGGAGUCAGUUAUACUCUGGUUCACUGAGGAGCAGAAGCCAAAAAAUGCUGGAUACGAAAGGAACAGCAAUGUUAUCGCCCAAUGGUUUCACGGGAUUAUCUCUCGAGAGGACUCAGAGAGGCUACUUAUGAAUGUUACUGAGGGCUCUUUCUUGGUGCGGGUCAGUGAGAGGAUAUGGGGCUACACACUGUCCUAUCGCACAGCCAGUGGUUUCAAGCAUUUCCUUAUCGAUGCCUCUGAGGAUUAUUACAGCUUUCUGGGUGUGGACCAAAACCGUCAUGCCACCCUUGCUGACCUUAUUGCCUUCCACAAGGAGGAAGUCAUCACAACUACAGGGAAAGAACUGCUGCUGGAGGCCUGCACACGGACUGGUCCCUCUGUAGACUUUGGAGGACUUUUCCCAUAACUUCUCACAUGCUACUAAAGACUUCAAAGGCUAACCACUAAAGGGCAGCUAAUGUAGCAGGAAGUUGGUAACUGUGGGUCACUGCAUUUCAAAUAAAAUAGUAAAAAAAAAAAAAAAAGACUUCUGGUUCUAAUAUCCUGCCUCUGAUUUACCAACAUAGUCUCAUGACAAACUCCUAAUAAUCUUAGUAGUUCCUCCCCAAAACUGAAAGCAAACGUCUUAAGUUAAUGAGACUGUCGAGCCCAAAAAAAUAAAAAGUACAAAUAAAAUAAAAGUAGUCUAUGCAAAUUGUGCACUAUAUUUCAAUACAUUUAAAUUCACUUGUCAUAUGAUAGCUUUCAAAUCUUGCACAUUAAAAUUUACCACAUUGGCCCUACACACGAGAACCAGUGAAGUUUGAGCUCAGUUUUUUCUACUCUAAUAAGCAGGGCUUUCGGUGUAUGCAACCAAAGUAGUUCUUACAUGUAUCAUAAGAGUGGCAGAUUUGAAUACACCAGAUUUCAAAGCUAUUCUAUGGCUUGGGAGGACUUCGAAUAUGGUGAAUCGAUUACUUUAUUGGUACUUUUUGACCAAAAAAUGACAGCCCCGGUUCCUAUUAACUUACAUGGAAAUUUAAAGAGCACAAAUGUGGCCUCUUCUUGACUGAUUUAAAAUUUAAAUCCUAGUUAGGUUUAUGGUUGGAGUUUUGGUAAGGGGUCAGACUUUAUGGUUAGGUUUAGGUUUGAAAUUAGUGGUUAGACAGAGGAAAAAAAGUGCUGAAUUGUACCGAUUAGAAAUUGUGUUCAUUGGUUGUUUGAUUAUUCUCCACAAAGAACAAAAGUUGAACAUUUUUAGUACAAGCCAACUUGCAUGAUUUCUUAUGAUUUUGCCAUCUGGUUAACUCUGGUAGGUAUUAUUAACAUGAAGCCAGGAUGGAUUUACAUUGCAUUAUCUUCACAAAUAGAAAGGUGGACUUAAUCUUUCCAGAUAUAAAAGGAACUUUAUACUGUACGGUUUCCUUAGAUGAGUGGUCUUGUCAACAUAGUCUCAUAGAAUGAACAUUACUAUAACUACAUUUUUACCAUCUGACCUCUACGUGCCACGUUCUACGUUUUACAGUAGAUUUCUGAAGAAAAUGAACACUAUAGGCGCAACAACAACUGAUUACGACUUUGUAAACCAUUAGUUUUGGCACUAUUACUCACACUGCCAUGUUACAAUUUCGAAACAUUUUUACUAUGACACAUUUAAAGCUUGUAUUACAGACCAACCUACAAUUACACACUUGUCUCAAGCUGACACGUGAGGCAAAAGUGUGGAAGCUGAUAGUAUUCUAAUUUUCUUCUUUUGAUGCAUGGAAGUCAAAAUACACUGAUGCAAUGCAAGCAAAAACACACCUGAAACCAAAUGCUUAUUUUGUGUUCCUAAGAAAGAAUGUGCUUCAGAUUGUUAUAUUGUUGCAAAUAGCUUGGUAAAUAGUGAUCUGUGUGACCACUGGAACAAUGUAUUCAAAGCACCUUACUGUGACUACGGAAGCUCUGAUUAAACAAAAACAGGAAAAUGUUGCUUCCUCAGUCUUUCCUUUGCACAUUGGGGCUUUUUCCAUGAGCGAGAUAGCAUUUUUGUUCCUUCCACUGAAUUAGAUCUUCUGAUCCAACAAAAUACCUGCACAUCACCCUACAGAGCGGCAAUGCUAAUUUUUUUAUUAUC